Vicia faba (fava bean) is the source of this 426-nucleotide messenger RNA. The record is from the annotation of a GenBank genome assembly. Lineage: Eukaryota; Viridiplantae; Streptophyta; Magnoliopsida; Fabales; Fabaceae.
AUGAAGAAGAAGCAACAUCAACACAACCAAGAUUUAGAAUUAUUGAAAGCAGUUGCACAAGCUUGGUACAAUCACUCCGGAAGUGUUAAACCAUUGAGUGAAUUCGACGCACGCCGAAGAAAUUUCAAAGGUAGGCCUUCAAGGUUUAAGCUUGAAACAUUAACAAAAUCAUCAUCAACAAGUGACACAGGCACUUCAACUUAUUGUGGUGACUUUCAACACUCACUUUGGGAUCCUUAUGAGCUUGUAACAGUUUCAAGAAGGAUUGAAACUGGGUUGGCUUUAGAUAAUCCAUUUGAUGAUUUUUGUGUUUCUACAUCGGUUCAAUUGAAAGGUAAGAGGGAGAGUAAGAAUAGUCUUAGGAAUCUUUUUAAUAAUAUGUCUUCUAGGAGAUUUAAUGUCCCCAAAUUUUCAACUGAAAAAUGA